Molecule: messenger RNA, 523 nt
Organism: Entamoeba nuttalli P19
Lineage: Eukaryota; Evosea; Mastigamoebida; Endamoebidae
Product: S1 RNA binding domain containing protein
Exons: 1
Biological process (GO): rRNA processing
Cellular component (GO): small-subunit processome; nucleolus
Molecular function (GO): RNA binding
Source: RefSeq, a predicted model, not a curated record
AUGUCAAUUGAUAAUAAAACCCAAUUAAAAUAUCUUACAGAAGAAAAGAAAAAGAAUGUUAAACCAAAGAAAGUAAGUAAAAAAGAAUUUAAAGAAGCAAAAGAAGAAAAAAAAGAAAAAGAAAUAACAAGAAUUCCAUUUCCAACUGGUUAUUCAUUAAAUCCAAAAGAUAAAAUUCUUGGAGUUGUUUCUGAAAUUAAAGAUGGUAGAAUUAUAAUUAGUUUACCAUUUAGAUUAAAAUAUGUUUGUUCAUUUGAAAAUAUUCCAUUUGUUAAACUUGGAGAUAUAAUUCCAUUAUCAGUAAUUUCACCAACUACAAAAGAAAAUAGAUUAGAUUGUACAUUUGAUAUUUCUAUAAUAAAUGAAAAUAGAGGAAUUAAAAUAAAUGAUGUUGUUUAUGGAAUAAUUCUUUCAAUUGAAGAUUAUGGAUAUCAAGUUAAUGUUGGAAAUAAUAAUACAGUUUUUGUUAAAAAAAAUGAAGAUAUAAAUGAUUUAACAGAAGAAAAUGAUAUGUCAGAAAUAA